AUGGGUGGUUGGGAUCCGAAGUUUUAUCUGGCCCUUGUCCUGGUGCUGCUGAUCCUCGGGGAGCAUUCUUCGGUCUCCGAGCUCCACGUCCAUCAAGUUUCCGAUCUCAUCUACGUCAGGCACGUGCCCUUCAACGUCAUCUUGGACAUCAGCGUGCAGAAUGUGAGCCGAUGGAAGAUUUUGAUCCAGGAGUUCAGAGGGAGGGAGGAAAGCGCUCUUGACGAGAUGGAAGGGGAGGGAGACUUGAACUACAUGCCCUUCACCGUGAGCUGGAAGCGGCACGAGGGCGUUCUUCUUCGCGUCAUCCUACUGGACAGGGAGUCCGAGAGGAGCUGGGAGCGAGCGGUUCACUUUCAGCUUCAAAGGCUGCUGGACGUUGCUUUCCAGCUCUCGAAUCCAGCGCUGAGCCACCACAUGGCAGAGGUUGAUGCAAGUCAGCCGGUCGUGCAGGACAUGCUGAAGUGGGCAGUGACUCGGUUCUGGCACUCCGGCCGGGUCUCCCCCACUAACGUGUUGGAAGCGACAGUCUGGCUGAACUUCAACCCCCACGAGCUGGGUCAGUGCCAGAGGAGGGAGGAAGAGAUGUGCAGGCUCGAGAGUUCGUGGGAGACCGUGCACUACCUCACGGUGGAGUGGGAGCGAGGAAUCUUCCUGUUCGCGGUCAAGAUGGCGGUCAAGGACGGCAGUCUGUCGCUCCUCCACGCUCAACCCGUCCCGGAGACGCUGUGGAGCGAGAAGCGAACGUUGAGCGAGCUGGUGGAGGUGGGGACGUGGCAGAUCAAGCAUCCAAGGAGGCAUGGAGCAGCUCUACAUCCAGUUCGCCAAGCAGGAUCAGGAGGUGGAGCAGAUAUCGCACGGCAAGAAGUGGUACACGAGCAUGCUGGUUGA
Messenger RNA from Guillardia theta CCMP2712, 888 nucleotides. RefSeq lists its product as hypothetical. The record is from RefSeq and is a predicted model, not a curated record. NCBI's taxonomy places the organism in Eukaryota, Cryptophyceae, Pyrenomonadales, Geminigeraceae. The transcript has 3 exons. Bases 1 to 888 code for a protein of 295 amino acids.